Molecule: messenger RNA, 1133 nt
Organism: Dracunculus medinensis (Guinea worm)
Lineage: Eukaryota; Metazoa; Nematoda; Chromadorea; Rhabditida; Dracunculidae
Source: the annotation of a GenBank genome assembly
UCGUUGUCUUUGUUGAUAUGAAUCGACCGAUGGUAAUUCACGCUAAUGAAGAUUGGAUUGCACGAAUAUGUUUGAUAAAUUUAUUUUUAGCUAUGUUUAUGGAUGUCGGCGAGGAUGAAUCUUCAGAUCCAAAAUUGCAAGGCACCGAAGGUGCUUUUGAUGAGACAGAUAGUGAUGUGGCGAUACACUCACAAGAAAAUUCAUUGAUCUCAUGUAAACGUGGAUUUGCAGAAUCUGUUGAGGCAUUGGGGGGGUCAGCGUUCGAACCGAAACAAAUGAUUAGAUCAAGUUCAACUCGUGUCAUAACAUCCGAUACCACUCACUUAGCUAUUGAACCAAGUCAAGUGAUAGAAUACGAAUGGCCUUUUAAAUCUGGGGAGCGAUAUUUUAUUCAAGAACAAAUCGCUGAACUUCUAGAUAUAAAAUCAUUCAAGCGGAAAUAUCCGGAAUUAACAAGAAGGCCAAUCGAUUGGAAUGAAAAAGAACAUCUUUUAUCUUUUUAUAAACUUUCUUCAGCUAUGAAUGAAAUAAGUAAGGUUCAUUUUCUGAUAAUGAUGUUAAAGCUUCUUUAUUUUCAGGAAUAUCAGAGAGCAGCAGCGGAUAAAAUAAAGCUUCAAAUGGCUGAACAACAGAAGCAAUUAGAAGCUAUUAAAUUGGAUACAAGUAAAAUGCGAGAAUUACGAGAGAAAUGUAUAAAAUCUACUUGCGAAUACAACCGAGAUCUAAACAUUUCUAAAAAUUUAGAAAGGCGUCAUUUUUGGGAUAUUCAAACAUCAAUCAUCCAGUCGCCUCGAAAUAGGUGGAAGAAAAUGUCGCCAAAUGCUAGUCGGCCAGGUCCUUAUCCUGUUGCUCUAAUUAACGGUCAGUAUCAACAAUAUUAUCGAAGGUAUACAUAUGAAGAGAUGCGCCGUUUGCCACUUCACACUAUUUUAGAUUAUGAAUAUUUGCUUCCACCAAAACGAGAAUUCUCUCCUCCUCCAAUUCUUAUUGAUAAAAGUGAAAUAGCGAUUCCAAACCAAACUGCUGAAGCGUCUCAAGAAGUAUUAACAACUGUACCUAACUUUCCCAGUUGUGGAUAUACGAUUAUUCCCCAAUUAUCUCAAAAGGUGAGUGGCUUACUCCUUUCAUUUUGA